GUUUUAUUCGGAUUUUAUUUGUCUAUUUAGAUGUCCACGAGGCUGCCUCAUGUAUUGGUCUUCAUUGCUGUCAUUUGUGCCAGCAGCGCCCAACAAGAGGGAAGCAAGUGUGUCCACGCUGACGCCAAGUCCUGUGGGGAGUGUAUACAGACGGGGGAGAACUGCGCCUGGUGCUCAGACCCUAACUUCCUGAAGCAGGGAGAGCCAACCUCGUCCCGGUGCGAUGAGCUGGAGGUCCUGAAGAGGAAAAACUGCUCAGCAGCCAUGAUUGAGAACCCACGGGGCAGCCAGAAGACUGAGGUGAACAAGCCUGUCACCAACCGCCACAAGAGCAGGACAGCGUGGCCGAGACCUGAGGAGAUAACACAGAUCCAGCCGCAGAAGCUCUCCAUGGAGCUGAGGAUCGGGGAACCUCAGUCCUUUGAUUUGACCUUCAAGCGAGCCGAUGACUACCCCAUUGACCUCUACUACCUCAUGGACCUCUCUUACUCCAUGAACGAUGACCUGCAAAAUGUCAAGAAGCUGGGGACUGCCCUCAUGGAAGAGAUGAAGAACAUCACCUCGGAUUUCCGAAUCGGUGAGCUUUCCUGCCAGGUCCAGAUCCUCUUGUCUUCUUAGACUGGAGUUUGCUUUGCAGGGUUAGGGUUAGGGUUAGGGUUAGGGUUAGGGUUAUUUAUCCCUGCAUCUGGUUGAUGAGGUGAGGAAUGAUUUCGAAACAUAUCUGAGCGUCGCAAAUAAUUCUAUCCCCGCUGAAAAGUACAAUACUGUGAAAUGUCUUUUGUUGCAUUUCUGUGGUCGGGUCUUCAAUCAAAGCUGACCAUUAUGUAUAAAAAAAAACAAUGACAAACUCCCUGGUCUGUCUGCUACCUCAAUGUUCCAUCAAAAACUUUUCAAAAGAAUGUUGUUCCAGAAUUCAAGUCUGAGUCUGGCAAACGUCAGGCAAGCGAGUGACAAUUCCACAUUCCGGAGUGCUAUCAUAGAGUCCUUUGCCACUGUGUGGAUGAUGUCACAAUGCUUUCUAAUAGAUUUUGGCAGUACAGGGACUGCUGGGGAAGAUUCAUUACUGUUCCAUACUUCCCCCAUUCCAGCCGUUUGGAUCCGACGGCUUUUUGGGAUCCCCAAAGCCUUAGAACCUUUUUUCGCGACCCUUUCCAGUUUAAUAAGAAUCACCAGCUUCUUUCCUGGAGAUUUCUUGGAACGUUCUUUUACUAUUGGCAUGAUAUGCCUUGAGAAUCUGCGUGAUGACUGCUCCUCUCUCAAAAGUAAUAAGAAUGGUACUAAAUAUAGAUGUAGACAGCUGGCAUCCCAGUCAGAUUCCCCAUAGUGUUUCCUGAGUAAACUUCAGGCUCUGGGCGACCCUGCACUGGGUAAACACUAUGGAAGAUGAACGAAUGGGUGAAUAGAUGGAUGCUGACAUUGGGGCACCAACACUUACAGCAAUCAGGCUGAUAGAAGAUCGCUGCACUGCUGUCUGUCCGUUGCAUUGCUUUACUUGCUAUUCUAAGCGAGAAAUCGACUGUAUGCUUCCCGGUGAACAUUCGGCCAACUUUCACAUAAAUGUAGCAUCUCAUACCACCAAAGAUUCAUGCGUAACUGAGAACAGGAGGCCGCUUUCCAUCACAGCGAAUGUCACGAUAAAGAGAGCAAAGUGCCUCAAUGGACUCAUACCUUCUGGUUUGUUGUUUGAAUCCU
This is a messenger RNA of Paramormyrops kingsleyae, 1692 nucleotides long. The record is from RefSeq and is a predicted model, not a curated record. Lineage: Eukaryota; Metazoa; Chordata; Actinopteri; Osteoglossiformes; Mormyridae.